Molecule: messenger RNA, 1601 nt
Organism: Fragaria vesca subsp. vesca
Lineage: Eukaryota; Viridiplantae; Streptophyta; Magnoliopsida; Rosales; Rosaceae
Exons: 3
Coding region: 101-1438 (445 amino acids)
Cellular component (GO): membrane
Molecular function (GO): metalloendopeptidase activity
Source: RefSeq, a predicted model, not a curated record
AGACUUGACAUGUCUAUACACCACUAACCGGUAAAAGCUCAUUUUCUCUUUCAAAACCUUGAUCGGUGUGUAAAAAUUGAGACCUUUUUUUUAUUCAAUCAUGGCGAACUACAGACGAGCCAACCUCGCCGUCGACGCCUUCCGGAGCUUCACAUCAAGAAUCCAAUCUAAACCAAACCCAAUCUCCAGAGUGUUCUCGACAAACUCGACAAAGUCAUCAUCUUCGGCCACAAAACCAGCUACGUUAUCUGGGUUUUCUCCUUCCUAUUCUAUUUCACACAACCCAAUUCCGCAAAACCGAUUAAGCCCGCUUAUUGGUUUCGCCGGAAAAAGAUACUACCACGUGGAUCGGCGGCAGGUGCGGCAUUUCCGGCAGAGGGGCCCACGCCGGUGGGCCGACUGGUUCAAGGACCCGAGGAGGGCGUUUGUUACUAUUGUGGUGGGCGGUGGGGUUUUUGUUACCUUGUAUUUUGGGAACUUGGAGACUGUGCCAUACACAAAGCGUAAGCAUUUUGUGAUUCUGUCGACGAGUAUGGAGAGGAAGCUGGGAGAGUCGCAGUUUGAGGAAAUGAAAGCCGGGUUCAAGGGGAAGAUUUUGCCUGCGAUUCACCCGGAGAGUGUGAGGGUUAGGCUGAUUAGCCAGGAGAUAAUUGAUGCGUUGAAGAGAGGGUUGAGGCAUGAUCAGGGGUGGACUGACAUGGGUUAUGCCUCCGAGGAGUUUGACCCGAGAUUCGAGGGGAGGGGGAGUGAGACAGUGCAGGUGUUGAUGGAGGAGGGUGAGGAAGGGAAGGCGGAGGGGAAUUGGUCACGUGAGGAUGAGAUUCUUGAUGAUAAGUGGAUUGAGCGUAGUAGGAAGAAGGGUAAGGAUAGUAAGGAUGCCACUUCGCAUUUGGUUGAUUUGAAUUGGGAGGUUUUGGUGGUGGACCAGCCGAUUGUCAAUGCGUUUUGUUUGCCGGGUGGGAAGAUUGUGGUGUUUACAGGGUUGCUUAAGCAUUUUAGGAGUGAUGCCGAGAUUGCUACCAUAAUUGGUCAUGAGGUUGGGCAUGCUGUGGCUCGACACUCUGCUGAGGGCAUCACAAAGAACCUGUGGGUUGCGAUCUUGUCAUUGGUUCUUUAUCAGCUUAUUUCGCCUGAUUUUGUCAACCCGUUAUCCAAUCUUUUCUUAAGGCUUCCUUUUUCCCGAAGGAUGGAAUUGGAAGCAGAUCACAUUGGGCUGCUGUUGAUUGCUUCUGCUGGAUAUGAUCCAAGGGUGGCUCCAACUGUGUACGAGAAGUUGGGCAAAAUCUCUGGUGGAGAUUCAGCUUUGAGAGAUUAUCUUACUACUCAUCCAUCUGGGAAAAGGAGAGCUGAAAUGCUGGCCCGUGCUCACAUCAUGGAAGAGGCUUUAACUAUAUAUCGCGAUGUAAGAGCUGGACGUGGGGUUGAAGGGUUUCUCUAGGACAAUAAAAUUGUUUCUUUAGGACAAUACUCUUCUAUUGUGGAGUCGGAAUUGAAAUCCUUUAUAUACAAAGAAUUGUGAAUAUGGUGGUCUUAUUCACGUAACGUUUCCUUGUAUAUUCUUCUGAAUCUUUCUUGUACUUGAAGCUAGAGUCUUUUCAUCU